Guyanagaster necrorhizus is the source of this 1438-nucleotide messenger RNA. RefSeq names its product CoA-transferase family III. Gene Ontology annotation, cellular component: mitochondrion. The transcript is spliced from 10 exons. The record is from RefSeq and is a predicted model, not a curated record. Gene Ontology annotation, molecular function: succinate-hydroxymethylglutarate CoA-transferase activity. NCBI's taxonomy places the organism in Eukaryota, Fungi, Basidiomycota, Agaricomycetes, Agaricales, Physalacriaceae. The coding region runs from base 131 to 1438 and encodes 435 amino acids.
UUGACGAGACUCGUGAAAGUGCAGGGAAGAGGACUUAGUGAGGAUCACGGGUGAAAGAGGCAACUCCGAAAGUUGAAAUAAUCGCAGUCGACAUGUGGCCAUAUGUCGGGAUCCUUCGGACCGACACGACAUGCUUGCCCGCAAGUUAUUCGCAAGUCGUCGCUGUACACGUUCCGGAGUGCGUUUCCUACAAACACAGCAGCGUAAUGCAGGGGGAAUGCCAGCGCCGCUCAAGGGUAUUAAGAUCCUUGACCUGACAAGGGUGCUUGCCGGCCCCACAGCGACCAUGCUGCUUGCAGACUUAGGGGCAGAUGUGAUCAAGGUUGAACAGUGUGGAAAAGGCGACGACACGAGAACGUGGAACCCUCCUUCAGCCCCUCUUCUUUCCACGGCUAAUCAAACCCUUCCUCCCGAAUCCGCCUACUUUCUAGCGGUCAAUCGUAACAAACGUUCCAUCACGAUCAAUUUCAAGUCGGAAGAGGGCAUCGCCAUCUUGCAUAAGCUCGUCGCCCAGUCUGAUGUGCUUGUGGAAAACUUCAUUUCUGGAAAACUCGCGGAAAUGAAGUUGGGGUGGGAGGAUUGCAGGGAGAUUAAUCCACAGUUGGUUUAUGCUUCAAUCACUGGAUAUGGACAGACCGGUCCGUAUAGAAAAGCGGCGGGUUAUGAUGUUAUCAUUGAAGGUGAAGCGGGGCUGAUGCACAUAACAGGUGAACCCAACCGUCCGCCGUCCAAAGUAGGCGUAGCAGCCACCGAUAUCGCUACCGGUCUUUAUGCACAUGGUGCAAUUAUGGCCGCACUAUUAUCUCGCCAGCAAACCGGAAAGGGCGUCUGGAUAGAUUGCAACUUGUUCGAGACCCAGAUCGCAGGGCUGGCAAACAUAGCAUCCAACUACUUGAUCGCCAACAAGGAAGCCUCUAGGCACGGUACUGCACAUCCAUCGAUAGUCCCAUACCAGGUGUUCCCAUGCAAAGAUGGCUUCAUCAUGAUAGGUGCUGGGAACGACAGGCAGUUCACGUCGUUUUGUACCAAGAUUCUCUCCCGGCCCGAUCUUGCUCAAGAUCGUAGGUUCUCAUCCAACAUCGUUCGCGUUCAGAAUAGAGAAGAACUUGUGAGGAUAAUCACUGAUAUCCUCAUGACGAAGAAUCGCGACGAAUGGCUGGCAAUGUUCGAAGGGAUCGGUGUUCCGUACGGACCCAUCAAUAACAUUCGCGAGACUUUCGAACAUCCGCAGGCGAUCGCAAGGAAGGUGACAGUGGAGGUAGAACACCCACGCGCAGGUAAGAUAAAACUGGUCGCACCGGCCGUAUCAUACAAUGGGGAGAAGAUGCCCAUUCGCUUGCCACCCCCAUGGCUCUCGCAACAUACGAACGAGGUCCUGGGAGAGUUGGGGUACUCGGAAAACGAGAUCAAGACGCUCAGAGAAAAGGGCAUUGUAUAG